AUGAUCAUCCACACGGGAGAGAGACCAUACACCUGUCCUCAGUGCGCCAAGAGCUUCACCUGCAAAGGAAGCCUUAAGGAUCACUUCAAGAUCCACUCCGGAGAAAAGCCCUUCACCUGUCCUCAAUGUGGAUGGAGUUUUGCACGUCAAGAAGAUCUUAAGAGGCACAUAAGGAUUCACACCGGAGAGAAACCUUUUCCGUGCUCUCAGUGCGGAAAGAGCUUCACCAGUUCAGGAGAUCUGAAGAGACACUUAAGAAUUCACUCCGGAGAGAAGCCUAAAACCCACCCUCAAUACACAAAGAGCUUCACGCAGAAGGAAGGUCUGAAGGAACACAUGAAAAUCCACUCUGGAGAGAAGGCUUUUCACAUGCAUGCUGUGCGGGAAGAGCUUCACACAUCAGCGGAGCUUAAAAAGACACAUGAAGGUCCAUUCAGGAGAGAAGCUACACCAGUGUCCUGA
This is a messenger RNA of Cyprinus carpio (common carp), 462 nucleotides long. Its product is annotated as gastrula zinc finger protein XlCGF26.1-like. Bases 1 to 462 code for a protein of 153 amino acids. The transcript has a single exon. The record is from RefSeq and is a predicted model, not a curated record. Lineage: Eukaryota; Metazoa; Chordata; Actinopteri; Cypriniformes; Cyprinidae.